Trichomycterus rosablanca is the source of this 945-nucleotide messenger RNA. RefSeq names its product protein diaphanous homolog 1-like. NCBI's taxonomy places the organism in Eukaryota, Metazoa, Chordata, Actinopteri, Siluriformes, Trichomycteridae. The record is from RefSeq and is a predicted model, not a curated record. The coding region runs from base 1 to 945 and encodes 314 amino acids. The transcript is spliced from 8 exons. Gene Ontology annotation, biological process: actin filament polymerization. Gene Ontology annotation, cellular component: actin filament.
AUGUUGAUGGAACGUUCCCGCAAAAUCUGGAAGGGUGUCUGGAACUGUGAGAUGGAGGGCUCUCGUGUGUGUGUGUGCUCGUGUGAGUUCAUCAUCGCUGGUGGUGCUUCCACUGGCUUGGCCCAGUCAGCCAUCAUGACAGCAAAGAAAGACCAGGAUGGAGGAGAGGAGAAAGCAAUUUCGAAAAAGAAGGUGAAGGAGCUGAAAGUGCUUGACUCCAAGUCGUCACAGAACCUCUCAAUUUUCCUGGGAUCGAACAGGCUUCCGUACGAGGAGAUGAAAAAUGUCAUUCUGGAGGUGAAUGAGAAGGUGCUCACAGAGAACAUGGUGCAGAGCUUGCUGAAGUUACUUCCUGAGCAGGAGCAGUUGAACGUGUUAACAGAGUUGAAGGAGGAAUAUGAUGACCUUGCAGAGUCUGAACAGUUUGCAGUAGUGAUCAGUUCAGUGAAGCGUCUGAAGCCGAGGCUCAGCGCCAUCCUGUUCCGGCUGCAGUUUGAGGAGCAGGUGAAUAACUUCAAGCCGGACAUCGUGGCUGUGACAGCGGCAUGCGAGGAGCUAAAGAAAAGUGAGAACUUCGCCCAGCUGCUUCAGAUGAUCUUGGUUAUGGGCAAUUACAUGAACGCUGGCUCGCGCAACGGCAAGGCUUUUGGCUUCAGCAUCAGCUACCUGUGCAAGCUAAGGGAUACUAAGUCAGCAGAUCAGAAGCAGACCCUCUUACAUUUCCUGGCAGAGGAGUGUCAGGAGCAGUAUGCCAAGGUCAUGCACUUUCCUGAUGAGCUUAUUCACCUGGAGAAAGCCAGCAGAGUCUCAGCAGAGACACUACAGAAAAAUAUCGACCAGAUGGGAAAGCAGAUCACGAAUUUAGAGAAGGACAUUGAGACAUUCCCUCCUCCUCAGAAUGAAAAGGACAAGUUUGUGGAGAAAAUGACCAUAUCCUUUACAUGA